GCAUUUUCCAUGGCGUACUUAUUGAAUAAGAUGAUGCUUGGCGAUGGUGAAAUUUGCACCGGAGGCUUACAGAGUCUUUGUCUCGGAGCGAUUGAUGGAAAUUGGUUCGGAGUGAUUUUGGAGAUUAUUCUGUACAUUUUCUGUUUGGUCAGUCUUCAGACCAUUUGCCGCGACUUCCUAGUUCCCAGUUUGGAAGUUUUGUGUGUACGGUGUAAAUUAAAGGAAGAUGUAGCGGGAGCUACUUUCCUUGCAUUCGGCACGGCGGCUGCUGAGAUCGUGAUCAGCUGCAUCACGAUUGUUCACGGUGAUGUGUACAUCGAUGUGGGUAUCGGUUCCAUUGUUGGAGCGAGUCUGAUGGGAACUCUGCUGAUCCCUGGUAUCUGUGCUGUGAUUUCGGAGAAGCCUCUGGAGAUCCGAAGCAUGGUGUUCAUGCGUGACACCAUCUUCUUCCUCCUGGCUCUUCUGGGUCUGGUCAUCUUCAUCAACGAUGGUACCAUCUACGGACUGGAGGCCAUCUACCUGCUCGUCAUUUUCGUUGGCUAUGUCUUGUGCAUCUGCCUGUCUCCGCUGGUCAAGCGCUCCUUCCGCUUCAACCGCGAGGCGCAGGAGGCGAUGAACUCCGCUCUGAUGUCUGCGGACGGCAUGGACGAGGAUGAUAUGGAAUAUGCGCCCGUGAACGAGGCGGCCGAUGUGGCUGUGGAGGAGAUCGCUGUGGAGAGUCUGAACCCCGUGGACAACGCGCAGCCCAUGAUGGCGAAGGCUUCGGGCGUGAAGACGGCGGUGAGCUCGUUCUACACGCGCGUCGUGGUGAAUCCGAGUCGCUUCGUGUUCAACCACCUGAUUCCGAAGUGCACGCAUGGAACGCAGUUCGAGUACUUGUUCCCUCUGACGAUGAUCAUCUCGCUCCUUCAUCUGUUUAUCAUCGCGUUCGUGAUGAGUGCUGUCUGCCAGCGAUGGACGAGUCUGCUGAUCGGCGCUGGAUUCAUAUCCUUUCACUCUCUUUUUUGA
This is a messenger RNA of Blastocystis hominis, 1008 nucleotides long. RefSeq lists its product as hypothetical. Gene Ontology annotation, molecular function: calcium, potassium:sodium antiporter activity; calcium channel activity. The transcript has 7 exons. Gene Ontology annotation, cellular component: membrane. The record is from RefSeq and is a predicted model, not a curated record. Lineage: Eukaryota; Bigyra; Opalinata; Blastocystidae. Bases 10 to 1008 code for a protein of 332 amino acids. Gene Ontology annotation, biological process: calcium ion transmembrane transport; intracellular calcium ion homeostasis.